Molecule: messenger RNA, 1309 nt
Organism: Cucurbitaria berberidis CBS 394.84
Lineage: Eukaryota; Fungi; Ascomycota; Dothideomycetes; Pleosporales; Cucurbitariaceae
Exons: 2
Coding region: 282-1208 (308 amino acids)
Source: RefSeq, a predicted model, not a curated record
UGUCACCCCAACAUACACACAGCCUAGACACAUUUAGUUGGCUCACUAGGCCUCUUGUGAUCCUCACCUAAUGCGAGCUGCGAGCUGAAGUCUGCCUACCUACUCAGCCUUGCGGCACAGCUUUGCGGCACAGUCCCUUGGGGCCCGAAUGUAGUUCUGACGCCUGCCCCUUUAACACCCCAAAUUCUUCAAUGAUAACUCGGUAUUGUUCUAUCACUCACCUACCUAGUUUCGACAAUUGCCUCUAGCAUACUCAGCUUUUCCGCUCAUUUUCGAUUCCGAUGUCUCCAAACCCCAUUACCUUGCUUGGCACUUUAUACAACCGUGUUACGCGCAACAAAGCUGUCAAACGGAAGCAGAAUAGGGAUAAAUGGCGAGAAAAAGCUACGGCGGCCUGGAAUGCGCGCCUACCCUCCGAUCGCUCCUCGGACGAGACCUGCCUAGUUAGGAGUAUUCAGCGUGACGUAUCUACUCAGUCGAACUCGCUCUUCUUCCGCAAGCUGCCUCUCGAGAUCCGAAGACUCAUAUACGCCAACGUAGUAGGGGGAGAAGAACUUCGUCUCCAAGUUAUCAACGAGAACAAAAAGGCCUAUAAUGGAGACGAGAUAGGGAAAGAGAAAAUACCAUUCAAGCUUACGUGCCCCAUGGGACGACGACUACUAGCUUUCCCGAUAUCUUGCAAACUAGCUUAUAUGGAAUCGGUGGACGAUCUAUACACCUGCAACACGUUUCGACUCUCUGGAGUUACACCGUAUUGGUGUUUACAGCGGUUCCUGCCUAGCCGAUCUUUCGGCUUGAUCCAAGACCUCCAUCUACAGUAUUCAUACCCUCAAGCUGAUCACAUGGUAGACGGACUCAUUCUUGGGAUACCACCUUAUGGUAGUGAUUGUUGGCGCGAGACCUGUGAGGAUAUAUCCAAAAUGAAAGGUCUAAAUCAUUUGAGGGUUGACAUUUUUGUAUGGGCGCCGUAUAUUCAUGCCGAACACGAGGCUCUUUUCUUCUCUCCACUAACGAAUCUCGGAGAUUCGGUGAAGGUUGAGGUACGCGUUUGUUGGGAAAAGGACAGUUCAGUGCCCGAGGAAGAAAUAUGGCCCUUUAUUGUAAGCAGAGAUAUGGUCUACCAUGAGGAGAGUAACGGACAUUUCAGCUUAGACGCUGAGUUAGCAGAGGACCAGCAGCCGAAGUCCCAGGAGGCAUUGCAGUGCUAGGAAGAUGAUGAGUAUCUCACCGAGUCAAUCAAUGACAUUAGUUAUUGGCCAUCAAAGUUAUUAGAAAAGGCACAAUUGAAGUCUGUAAUCUUAUGGCAGCA